GACAUACACCUGCCGAAAUUCAUUUGGAAUUCACUUUAUUACAGUAAACUUUGUUUGAAUGUGCUAUUGCCGCAUUUGUAAUAUAUUGCGUUACUCCUAUGCUGUGGGACUUGCUAAUAUGAUAACAUAAUCAUCAAUAACGAGGUCUUCGAAGCUUGGAAAUCGUCCCCUUUGCUCUGGUAAAAUGGCCUUUAAAGAGAGCCUGCAGACGAGUGUGAAAGAAAGCCAACUCGAGGAUUUUUCAAACAACGCCAUUGCGAAAUCGUUAAGCAUGAAAAACAGACGCGCGGCGGGCAACUGGCAACAGCUGGUCAGGGCAAUAGAUAUACAAAAGAGUGAAAAAUCGACAGAACUUAAACAUGACCGAAAUAAAUUGCUCGGCAAAAGAGAUGAAAUUGAAACGAGAACUGUGUCUUUGUCGAGCAAGAAGUCGUUGAGUUUUCAGCAAGAGAAACCUGCCCUUCUCAAAGUGUACGACAGCUUGAUGGCUUCGAUAGAGAAGGAGAAGCGAACGAAGUCGGGAAGUGUUAGCGAAAGCAUCACAAGGCAUACACAAAGUUCCGAAAGAAAGAAAGUUGCACGAAAAAAUGUUAGCAUAUCCUUGAAUGAAUUGCAGAAGCGGGGUCCCAAGGCGAGUGUAAAAUCUAAGGAACAAACGGUCGAAAAAGUCCAAAACAUCGGCUUCGAUGAUCGUGGACGAGAACAUACGAGGCCGCAAAGUGCAUUUGAUUAUACCGAAGAAGAAAAAGAUAUAAACCGUAGACUUUACUGUUCUCCAACAGCUCUGCCUAGGAUACAUUUACAGACGUCACAUCGACCGAGGUUUCGUAGUUUUGAUAAGGAUGAGGAGGAGUAUCGCAGAAAGAUUCUGCAACGAGGAAUCUUGGAAAGAUAUUCAUCAAUGCAGAUAUUUACGUCUCCAGAAACGGUCGCAUACUAUGCAUGAUUUGAGAUCUGGUGGGUAAAAAGUACAACUUGAGGAGAAUAAUUUAUAAAUGCGAGCAAAGGAGCAAUUUGCUACUUGAAACUAAAUCUGGUUUCAACGCAUUUUUUAAUCCACAAUGUUUACCCAUGACUGCAUGAGAUGUUCUCAUUGACAUUAUAAUUUUCCAGUAACAUCAUUAAAAUCAGGUUUUUGUGCAGGUCCAUCGCGAAGAAGUUUAAGCAGGGUGUGUGUGUGUAUUGUACUAUUUGCCGACAAAACUCAACAUUUGGCAACCAUCGUUAUACGUUUUCCGAAAUAUGUGUCGACGAGGGGGGAGGGGGAGGGGAGUGAAAUUUUUUUAGACGAUAGAUGUAGAAAUCGCCGAGAAAUUCUUCAUUUUGCGUAAACUUGUUUUCAAGAUGGUGUCACACCCCCAACACCCGCGAUGGCCCUGUUUUUGUGCAAUAAUCUUCAACUUCAGUAGCGCAGUAAUUGACACUGUUUACUUUGGGCUUUUGUAUUCUUUUUUAUGUCUUGCAUGAUUCGAUCUCUCGAGGCCGUAUUUUAGGACAAUUAUUACUUGAUAUAUAAAACAACAUAUAAAGAGUUUGAAUUUUUCACUAAAGUUACAGAACUACCGUUGCUAUGACUAGGGUUGGGCGAUAUUAAAAAAAUCAUCUCACGAUUAUUGUCAAGAAAAUUAUCACGAUAUUCGAUAAUAUCGCGAUAAAUGCAAUAAAAACAAUGACCACAUUUUUUCAAUUUUAAUAUCAAAGCAUAGUAGCUUAUAUAUAAUCUUAUUAAAAACAAGUAAAAC
This is a messenger RNA of Paramuricea clavata, 1742 nucleotides long. The record is from the annotation of a GenBank genome assembly. NCBI's taxonomy places the organism in Eukaryota, Metazoa, Cnidaria, Anthozoa, Malacalcyonacea, Plexauridae.